Molecule: messenger RNA, 2200 nt
Organism: Dendrobium catenatum
Lineage: Eukaryota; Viridiplantae; Streptophyta; Magnoliopsida; Asparagales; Orchidaceae
Product: DNA repair protein RadA
Exons: 15
Coding region: 151-2046 (631 amino acids)
Biological process (GO): recombinational repair
Molecular function (GO): ATP binding; ATP-dependent DNA damage sensor activity; ATP hydrolysis activity
Source: RefSeq, a predicted model, not a curated record
CCGAUUUUUUUUAUGCGCAUAACUAAAAUCUUGUUAGCAGUAUGGCAUGCGCCGUCCUCCUGCUUCGAACUUGGCGGGCUUCCUGUCUUCGCUCCCCAAAACCCUGAGAAAACCCUAAACCUCAGUCUGUAGUCACUUUAGUUACUUCUCAUGCAAAGGUCCUGCUCCCGCCUCCCUUCUAUACCUAAUAUGCAACCUUUCAGCAAAUUUCUCUUCCGUGAAAGCAUUUCCUUACUUAAAGAAUCCCAGCUCGUUCACACUUCCCCAUUCCCAUCUUUCGCCACCGCCAAGAAAUUCUCCUCCGCCUAUCGGACAAUUGUUUCUUACUACGAUCUGCGUGGUUUUCAUUCGAGUGAGCAAAUGCCGGAAGGAGAAGAAGGCGAUGCAGCCGCUAGGGUCUGGGCUACCCACGAACCCAUUUCAGAACAGAUCAUGGCCAAGCCGAAGGGCGGGGAAGUCGAGGAGGUUGAUCAUCCCGGGGCGGACAAGAGUUUACAGAAGGGGAAGCUGGAGAUGAUUUUGAGGAAGGCGGAAGGCUCAGGUGAAGAGGACGAGAAAACUGAACUUUUGUCGAGGGAGCGGUAUAGAUGGUCAUCUCGUGCUGGAGGAAGGGUGAAUGAGAAGAAGACCAAGAUGAAGAGUUCUUGGGUCUGCAAGGAGUGUGGCGUAAACCUUGGACAGUGGUGGGGAACUUGCCCGUCGUGUAAAACUCCGGGUUCAGUGAAGCGGUAUGCGGAGGCUAAGUUCCUUAAGUCGGGAGGGGAGUCGGUUUUGGAUAAUGAGGCAGUGAAGUUGACGGUUCCUCAAAGGCUGGCAGAUGUGAACAAGGGAAUGAACAAAUCUGAUUGGCGAAUACCAUUGAACGGUCAUCUUGGGAUGGAGGUUGCUAGGGUGCUUGGUGGUGGUAUUGUACCAGGCUCCUUAGUUCUAUUUGGUGGUGAUCCUGGUGUUGGCAAAAGUACACUUUUACUACAGCUCGCAGCCAUUAUUUCUGAAGGAUGUAAUUCCAGGGGUCCUGCUCGUGUUGUAUAUGUAUCUGGUGAGGAGAGCAUAGAGCAAAUUGGAAACAGGGCAGACCGCAUGAGAAUCACUUCAGAAGAUCUGUACUUGUAUUCUAGUACUGAUGUUGAGGACAUACUGGAUAAAGUACAAAAUCUUUCCCCGAAGACUCUUAUUGUGGACUCAAUACAGACAGUUUACCUGAGAGAUGUUAUAGGAAGUGCUGGGAACAUUACACAGGUCAAAGAAUGCACCUUGAAGUUGCUUCAUUUUGCGAAGGAAACAAACAUUCCUGUGCUCCUUAUUGGACAUGUAACGAAAACUGGAGAUAUCGCCGGUCCUCGUAUGCUGGAGCACAUGGUGGAUGCCGUUUUAUAUAUAGAGGGGGAGAGGUAUUCAUCUUAUCGGUUGUUGCGAUCAGUGAAGAACCGUUUUGGUUCAACAGAUGAGCUUGGCUUGCUUGAAAUGACGGAAUCAGGCCUUCAGGCAGUCUCCAAUCCUAAUGAAAUGUUUCUAAGUGAGAAUUACUCCGAUUCAGAUGUCUUGGCUGGACUUGCGCUUGCAAUUGUUGUAGAUGGGUCUCGAACCUUUGUUAUUGAAAUUCAGGCAUUAUGUGUUUCUGGCUCAUCUGUGGCAAGGCAUGUCAAUGGCAUACAAGAGAGCAGGGCUGACAUGAUAAUAUCAGUUCUAAUGAAGCAGGCUGGUCUAAAGCUUCAGGACAAUGCAAUAUUUCUGAAUGUUGUUAGUGGUUUUAAGCUGACAGAGACUGCAGGAGAUCUUGCAAUAGCAGCAGCCAUAUGCAGCAGCUUCUUGGAAUUUCCCAUUCCUCACGACGUUACAUUCAUUGGGGAGGUUGGUCUUGGUGGCGAGCUUCGCAUGGUUCCCAGGAUGGAUAAGCGAGUAACUGCUGCUGCAAAACUGGGAUUCAAGAGGUGUAUAGUUCCAAAAGCAGCAGAGAACAAUCUCUCUUCACUUGAUCUGAACAUAAAAAUUCUCGGAUGCAGGACUUUGAAAGAUGUGAUCAACACAGUAUUUAGUACUCACUAAUGUUCCUCAUCAAAUAUAGUUUAUUUUUGUCCAUUCUGGAGAUGAUUUGACCUUCAUGCAAUCUUAUCAAGAAGAAUUCCUUACCAUUGAAAUCCUGUAAAUCAUCUCGUAUAGAAACUUGUUUUGUAAUGACUAUAAAGAUCGGUUUGAACUA